GUCCCAUGUUAAUGAGCCCAGCACUGAAUGAAAGGAUGAAUAAAUCAUGGCUCAGAAAAUGCAUUUGAGGCUCCCGCUUUUCAGAGCCUCGUGUGUAUCUGUGUGUGUGUUGAUGGACCAGCGGAGCAUCGCAACAAACAUCAAAGCAGCUAGACAAAAGGGAUUCACUCUUAUAUGUUCUCCCCUUCUUAGGGCUGUGUGUAAGGUUAUAAUGACAGUGGUCUGAAAGAGAGAGAGCAAUCAAGGGAAAGAGAGAGAGAGAGAGAGAGAGAGAAGGGAGGGAAGGAGGCAGUCGGUACGAGGCACAGUAAGUGAGAGCCACAGUACACAGAGCAGCGUAAAAGACGAUGACGAGAGACGCACAGUGAAGGUGAACGGAAGAAUAAAUCACGAGGGAUUGUGAACAAACAGAAAGAAAACAGCACAUGCUGAGGGAACUGGAGUCCCAGAGAGGCAGCUGAGUCCGGCUCACGAUGAAAAGGAUCCGCUACGGACUGCAGGCAGGAGCUGUGUGAAUGGAAGAGACUGCAGAUCUGUAAAUAGCGGAGACAGAAGUGCAGGGGAUGGUUGGGCUGCAUGGGCUCUGUUGUUGGCAUCACUGCUGCUGUCCUACUCUGCCGCUACCCUUCCCCCUGCGCUCUGAACCCCUUCAACACACACAGAUAUGAGCUCCAAACACUCGUCUGACUGGAUCCCUUACAGCACCUUGGAUGAUGAGGGCACGAACCUGCGACAACAGAAGCUGGACAGACAGCGAGCUUUAUUGGAACAGAAGCAGAAAAAGAAACGUCAGGAGCCCCUGAUGGUGCAGUCUAAUCUGGAUGGGCGGUCUCGAGUACGCAGGACCCGGCAGUCGGAGGAACAGGCUCCCCUUGUGGAGAGCUACCUCAGCGGCAACAGCAGCAUCAUCUACCACGUACAAGAAGCGGAACAGGAAGAAGUUAAAGCCAUAGCAGAGGUUCAGGCCCCUCGCUCGGCUAAAAAAACCAAGGCGCCUACCUCCACUCCUCAGACUGGCAGCGCCAAGAAGGAGAAAAAGGGCAAGCACAAAGGAAUUGAUGGGCCCGCUGCCUUCCAGGAUGAGGGUCAGGAGCUGGGCAACCAGAUUCAGAUCCUGACAGUGGGCCACUCACCUGCCCAGGAGAGCGAGGCAGAGGGCCAGGGUGAGGCAGUGGGCAGCACACAGUCACAGGGCAAACAGGACCUACGGGUCACCAUGCUGAAGAAAGGAAUCUCCAGUAGCAUGAACUUUGAUGAAGAUGAUGAUGACGAUGAUAUGGUCAGCUCCAGUUCAUCUCAGCUCAACAGCAACACAAGACCUGGAUCUGCCACCAGCAAAAAGUCCAGCAAGGAGGCGACCUCAGCUUCCACCCCAUUGGCCAAUGAACCAUCCAUCGAUGUGGAUGACCUGGAGGAGUUCAUUCUCAGACCCGCACCCCAAGGGGUGACUGUGAAAUGCCGGAUCACACGGGAUAAGAAGGGCAUGGACAGGGGCAUGUACCCCACUUACUACCUCCAUCUGGAGAGAGAGGAUGGCAAGAAGGUUUUCCUUUUAGCCGGGAGGAAGAGAAAGAAGAGCAAAACAUCCAAUUACCUCAUCUCCAUCGACCCUACUGACCUAUCACGAGGCGGCGAGAGCUUUAUUGGCAAACUGAGAUCGAACCUUAUGGGUACCAAGUUUACGGUAUAUGACAGCGGUGUGAACCCAGUCAAGACCACCUCAAGCCUAGAAGCAGGGAAUCUACGACAGGAGCUUGCCGCAAUCUGCUACGAAACUAAUGUUUUAGGGUUCAAGGGGCCUCGAAAGAUGAGUGUCAUUAUUCCUGGAAUGAACAUGGACCAUGAAAGAGUCUCCAUAAGGCCUCGAAAUGACCAUGAGUCUCUACUGGCUCGAUGGCAGAACAAAAGCACUGAGAGUGUGAUAGAGCUUCACAACAAGACGCCUGUGUGGAAUGAUGAUACGCAAUCAUAUGUGCUUAACUUCCAUGGCAGGGUCACCCAAGCAUCUGUCAAAAAUUUUCAGAUCAUUCAUGACAAUGACCCGGAUUACAUUGUGAUGCAGUUUGGUCGUGUGGCAGAGGACGUCUUCACAAUGGACUACAACUACCCCAUGUGUGCCCUGCAGGCGUUUGCUAUUGCUCUGUCCAGUUUUGACAGCAAGCUAGCCUGUGAGUAACUAUCUCUCUCUGCCAGCCACAAGCUCGAAAGGACCCAGCCAGACUGCUUUACAAUCCCAAUCACUGAGUAAAGGGCUGCAGUGAACUCCAAAGCAGCAGGGUCCCUCUCUCAAGAUCCUCCUUUGGAGGGAUGAAUGCGUAUUGAGUUUGUGUCUUCUUGUGUGAAUGUGCGUGAGCAAAGUGGCAUUUCUGCUUUUUUUUAAAAAAGGGCAUCACAGUUGGGGGAAAGCACAAAGACUUCAAAGCUCAAACUGGGAAGAUUAAUAAGAAGAGGAUGCAUUCAUUUGAAUCGACAGUCAAAAAUCGCCUACUCACUUUCUUUACUUAACCGUCAAGGUAAAACUAACAUUUUGCUAAUGUUAAAAGAGGGAUCUUUUACAGUAGUACUUUUUUCCCUAAGAUUAAAAAUGAAAAUAAUUUUUCCAUGGUCAUAAUUCUAAAAGAAUUAAUGUUCACUAACCAAUCAAUUAUGAGCUUUCACAAGAAAUAUAACAUGUAGAUGUAAUAUAACAGUUUGGGUAUAUGAUUUAAUGUACUUUUGUAAAUGACUUUCAUAUGUGACAUUUCUUCAGUUAUACAUGUCACUUGUGUCAUUCAAAAUGCCAUUUAAAUAUGUAACGUAUCAAUUCAUGCUUCACAAGGACACCAAAGCCAGUAUGAAGUAUGGCAGUCUGACAUAUUUAACCAAUAUUUAUGUAUUUAUAGAUUUCCAAACCAUCUGCUGUUUGUGUCUUACCUAGUGGUGGAAAGAGUACUAAGAAAUUGUACUUGAGUAAAAGUAUUGUUACUAAGGAAUAAUUUACUUGAGUACAAGUAAAAAUACUGAAAAAUAAUAUGACUCAAGUAAAAGUAAAAAAGUAGUUUUCUGAAGAACUACUCAAGUUACUGCCUUACAAAGUACUUUAGAAUUUUUUUCUAUUUUUACCCAAAAUGAGACGAUGUGAGCGUUAUGGAGCAUCAUUACCGUUAACCCUAACACUCAUGUACUUUAAUGUCUGUUUCACAAGUGAGACCCAGGAAAUCCCUUAUAUGGACAAAUGCAUCAGAUAUCACUACAGCUGAAUAACAUGCAGAUAGAGAUGCUUUGACUGAUGAAACAUGGAAGACAAUAAACACCCAAUUGCAAUACAACGCUAAUUGACAGCUUGUAUCACAGUAAAGAUUUUUAUAAAAAAUAUUUUCUGUCUCACUGUGAUAACAAGCAACAUGGAACCAUAGAAGCCAACUGAUUUUAAACACGACUGAUGUUAUAUAGUGAUUUUGGAACAAAACAUGAUAUUAGUCUCAUAAAUUGUCAAGUUUGACGCUAUGUUAAGCAACUUUUUUAUAACUAAUUUUGAAAAGUACAUUCACAUAAGAUUAUGUAGUUGUUUUUAAGAAGGGCAAAAGCAAAGAAGGGUAAGUAAGGAUUUAAAAGAAAAGAAAGGGUUAAAAACAGUAUGAAUUGAAAUGUGCCAGUAAAAAAUAAUGUGGUUUAUGGGUAAGGUUGGGCAUUGUUUGAUUUUUUUUUUAUGAUUCCGAUUCUUAUCAAUUUCUAAUAAUUCCAAUAAGGUAAAUAAUAAUAAUAAUAAAUAAACAAAUAAAAAAUGAAAAAUCUUAGAUAUCAUUCACAUUUAUUCUAACUCUUAUGCCAAAAUAUUUCCUUGUUAGCUGAAU
Molecule: messenger RNA, 3833 nt
Organism: Cyprinus carpio (common carp)
Lineage: Eukaryota; Metazoa; Chordata; Actinopteri; Cypriniformes; Cyprinidae
Product: tubby protein homolog
Biological process (GO): protein localization to cilium
Cellular component (GO): cilium
Source: RefSeq, a predicted model, not a curated record